Ornithodoros turicata is the source of this 1230-nucleotide messenger RNA. Its product is annotated as piggyBac transposable element-derived protein 3-like. Lineage: Eukaryota; Metazoa; Arthropoda; Arachnida; Ixodida; Argasidae. The transcript has a single exon. Bases 1 to 1230 code for a protein of 409 amino acids. The record is from RefSeq and is a predicted model, not a curated record.
AUGACAAGGGACCGAUACCACUCCCUACGAAAUGCCGUGAAACUCGUGGACGACAACGACGUACUUAUUGACGAAAAACGAGAAGAUGCGUUUUGGAAGGUUCGGCCGUUGUUGAACGCUGUCCAGCAGGAAUGCCAUCGCACACCUCGUGCAGCAUACGUUUCAAUAGACGAGCAAAUGGUGCCGUUCCAUGGGAAGGUGGAAAUGCGCCAGUAUGUCAGGGGGAAGCCGAACCCCGUUGGGCUCAAAAACUUUGUUUUGGCCACACCAGAUGGCAUUCCCCUAGAUUUCACCAUGUACGCGGGAAAGGGUUGUACUAUCAAAGGCGCCGUCGUUUGUGAAGACUUGGAUAGUGGAGGAAAAGUUGUACUAAAGCUCUGUCAAUCCCUGCAAGCAGGAACCUGCAUUUUCACGGACCGUUAUUUUACAUCAGUAGCGCUUUUAGAUGAAUUGCUGCAACACGGCAUCAGUGGCUGCGGAACACUGAUGCGCUCAAGAGUCCCGGCGGCCAACAAGCUGAGAUCCGAAAGCCAGCUCAAGAAAGGGGGCAGAGGUACAAGUGAACAAGUAGUUCGCAGCGAUGGUGCAGUGUCACUCGUCCAAUGGUACGACAGUCGACAGGUUCUAGUUGCAUCUACCAUGUUCGGAAAGGAGCCGGUUACAACAUGCCGCAGAUGGUGUAAAAAAACAAAACGGUACAUUACUGUUGAAAGACCUGACGCACUCACGAAAUAUAAUGCAUUCAUGGGAGGCGUCGACCAACUAGACAGAUGCAUCAGUAUGUACCGAAGUAGGACCAGAACCAACACGUGGACACUCCGCAUGGUAUUCCAGAUGUUUGACUUCGCGUGUGCAGCAGCGUGGGUGAGGUACUGUCGUUCCAUGCAGUCGAAAGGGAAAAAUCCUAAAGAGAUUUUGGACUAUUUGGACUUCCGAAUGCGUGUUGCUGAAGGGUUGAUCUACGUUCAGGACAUUGUCGAAACCAGUGACAGCAGCACGGACGAAGACACGCCUGGAAGCCGAAAGCCAUUCCUACCUUUGCCUCCACCCAAGAAGCGAAGCUGUGGUGCACUUCACUUGCCAGAAAUGGGCACGACACAAAAAGCGCGAAGCCGCUGCAGGCUUCCCGGCUGCAAGGCACUCACAGCAGUGCGUUGCAAAGAAUGUAAAAUAUUUCUUUGCUUCAACGGGAGUCGCAAUUGUUACAAGGGGUUCCACACCCAGAAAUAA